Molecule: messenger RNA, 2660 nt
Organism: Dioscorea cayenensis subsp. rotundata (Guinea yam)
Lineage: Eukaryota; Viridiplantae; Streptophyta; Magnoliopsida; Dioscoreales; Dioscoreaceae
Product: U-box domain-containing protein 17-like
Biological process (GO): protein ubiquitination
Cellular component (GO): cytoplasm; nucleus
Molecular function (GO): protein binding; ubiquitin-protein transferase activity
Source: RefSeq, a predicted model, not a curated record
UUAAACUGUCCUUCCACUCCUUCUAAUUUCCACCACAAGCAGCGUUGUCUAAUUUCGUCCAAUCAAAUAGAUAGUUAGGCUUAGAUAAGCUAUUGGCCUUGCGGCUUUGACGCAAAUCCUCGUCUUCCUAGUUCCCACUCGGAAUUCCAAAUCCUACUCCCCAUUUAAUCCUCUCCCCAAACCAAACUUCCAAAAUCCAAGAAUCCCUAAGCAUUCCACACCAUGUUCGUCUUCUCCUCCAGGGCCAGCGUGCCCUUCGCCGGCGCGUUCUUCACGCCGUCCGGCCUCUCCGGUACCGCGCUAAUACAAACCCUAGCUCGACUCUCUCACGACCUCUCCAUCUCCUCCCCGCUCCAGCGCCGGAACUCCAGAUCUCUCCUCCGGUGUAUCAAGAUCCUCUCCACUUUCUUCGAAUCGCUUCUUGAAUCCGAACUCUCGCCGUCUUCGUCUUCCUCUGCUGAUCUUUGUUUCAAGGAGCUCUAUGUUUUGGUUUACCGCGCUAAGGCUCUUCUUCACUGCUGCUCCCAUUCCGGCCGUCUAUGGCUUUUGAUUCAAAGCCAUCGUGUUUCUGGUUAUUUUCAUGAUCUCUGUCGCGAGAUCUACACCCUUCUUGAUAUCCUCCCUCUUGGUGAUUUCAAGAAUCUCGCCGGAGAAACGCGGGAACAGAUCGAACUUCUUCGGCGGCAGCUGAGGGAAUCGAAGCUUUUCUUUGAUCCUCAUGAGGAGUCUCUCCGGCGAAUGGUUUUCUCUUUCUUGGAUGGUUUCGAGAAUGGUUGUGUUCCCGAUCAGGGUGAGCUCCGGGAAGCUUUCAUCCAGAGAUUGGGGAUUCGUAGCGCCAGUGCUUGCCGAGCUGAGGUUGAUUUCCUGGAAGAACGUAUCCACGUUGAUGAUCGAGAAGAUGAUGACGCCGAUCCGGCCACGCUGAGCGCCAUGGCGGCGCUCGCUCGGUAUUCGAGGUUCGCUCUGUUUGGUUUUCAAGAAGAUGAGGUUGAUCGGAAUGGGAGAACUUUGAAAAAAGGCGUAGUUUCUCGCGAGCUCGCCGAGCAAUCGCUUUCAAUCCCUAAAGAUUUCUGCUGCCCUGUUUCAUUGGAUUUGAUGCGAGACCCGGUCAUCAUCUCCUCCGGUCAAACAUACGACCGUGAAUCCAUCUCUCGAUGGUUGGAAGACGGCCACUGUACCUGUCCCAACUCCGGCCAGACGCUAAACCACACGAGUCUCGUCCCCAACCGCGCUCUCCGGAGCUUGAUAUCCCGGUGGUGCGCCGCCAAUAGCAUCGCCUACGAUUCUCCGGAGACCGGCAGCGAGAUCGCAGCCGCCGCAGCGUCGAGCAAAGCAGCAGCUGGAGCUACCAGAGCAACAGUGGACCUUCUGGUUCGCCUUCUCUCCAGUGGUUCCGAUGAGGCCAAGACCGUCGCCGUCCGUGAGCUCCGGUUCCUCGCAAAAACCGGCAGGGAUAACCGCGCCUGCAUUGCGGACGCCGGCGCAAUCCCUCUCCUCCACCUUCUCCUCCUUUCAUCCAACCCCAUAGCUCAAGAAAACACAGUCACCGCCAUCCUCAAUCUCUCUAUCUUGGAUAAAAACAAGGACUUGAUAAUGUCCGAGCAUGGAUGUCUCCGUUCGAUCGUGUACGUGCUGAGGAAUGGAUGGACAACGGAGGCGAGAGAGAACGCGGCUGCCACCUUGUUUAGUCUCUCCGCCAUCCACGACUACAAGAAGAUGAUAAUGGCAGAGCCAGGCGCAGUGGAAGCGCUAGCAGAAUUGUUAAUAAUCGGAAGCUCAAGAGGAAAGAAGGACGCAGUGACGGCAUUGUUCAAUCUCUCAACGCACCCGGAGAGCGGCGAGAAGAUGGUCAGCUCCGGAGCGGUAUCCGCAUUGGUGUCAGCGCUGGGGAUGGAAGGAGUGGCGGAAGAGGCCGCCGGCGCGCUGGCGAUGCUGAUGAGGCAAGUAAUAGUGGCGAGUGAGGUGGGGAAGGAGGAUAAGGCAGUGGCGGGGCUUGUUAGAUUGAUGAGAAGUGGAAGUCCGAGGGCGAAGGAGAACGCGGUUGCGGCGUUGAACGAGAUGUGCCGGAGUGGAGGUGCAGCGAUGACGAAGAGAGUGGCGAGCACGCCGGCGCUUGGUGCGUUGAUACAGACGUUGUUGUUCACGGGGACGAAGAGGGCGAGGAGGAAGGCGGCGUCGCUGGCGAGGAUGUGCCAGAGGUGUGAGACUCUGCCGGCGACGAUGUCUUUGGCUGGUGGAUGGGGGAUUGAGUACGUUUUGGGGAGGAGUAGUACGAUGACCAGAGGGGGUGGUGGUGGUGGUGGUGGUGGUGGUCCUGAUGUGCCGGUGGCUGGGCUGGUGGCUAUUUCAGUGCCAGUGCUUUAGUUCAGUGAGAUUGUUUUAUCUCUCUAACUAUACAUACAUUCUUUUAUUCAUUGAUAUUAUUAUUAUUAUUAUUAUUAUUAUUAUUUACACGAGGACAGAUUAAAAAGUGAAUACUUUUGUACGAAUGGGCAUUUAAUGUUUCAUGGUUUUGGGAAGAGAUUUGGAGAGAGAGAGAGAUAGAGUGAUUUGUGUUACUGUUAGGAUUUGAGAUUGAUAUCUUUUGUUAUUAUAUAUAUAUACAGAUAUAUUGUGGAGAUUUGGUUUUUGGAUUUAAUAACAUUGGGGGGAAUACUUAA